CAAUAGUACACACAUACAAGUGACGUACAAAUAUGGCAGCCUCCAUGGGAUUUUUAUUGAUUUUUUUGUUUUAUGCUUUUUAAGAGUGUCAUAAGCAUUGUCAGUUUCAAGUUUCAAAGGUUUCAUAUCAACAUGAAGCAUUUCUUUAAAAUAAAAACGCUGCUGAUCCUUGUCACUGUUACUAAUUGCUUACAAGGACAGGACACUGUCGACAUAUCAAAUGAAUCGCCCACUAUAUUGAACAUUCACAGAAACAACUCCACAGUGAUACAAGCAGUUAAUGUGACGGAAGGCACAAAGUAUAUUUUGUGCCAGGUUCACUCACAAAUAUGGAAUGUUUCUCUCUCAGUAAUUCCUGAGAUCAGUUAUGGGAGCUCGUUGACUGGCCGUGAUGUGGGAAUGUUGGCUGUGCUGCCCAGUGAUCAACCUCUGUGGUACAUGUACCUGACAACCAAUAGCAGUGAGGAGAUCCGCAUACUGCUCCAACUCACCUUCCUCACACAAUAUGAUCCGCUACCGGGGGGGUGCAAUGAAGAGUUCAGCCUCAGGAAUGACCCCAACAUUCACCUAGCUGUUGCAACCACCAAAACAACAGUAUCAUUUUCCUGGGCCGGCUUGGUUAAUAAGCCUGACUGUGACAAAGGUCCUGUUGGCCUGGACUACGACCUAUAUGUCACAUACAUGGAGGCUGACAUUUUUACAGAGGAACAGUACUUUGAAGUGCUCAGGCAUGUCCUCACAGCAGCUAGUGUACGUGAUUACAGCAGAAAGGUGUAUUCCGUAUCCAACAGUGAAGCUCAGAAAUCCCAGAUACAUGUGUCCUCCUAUCCCAAAAGAGGUGUGAUCUACUCUAUAGUUGCUAGGUAUUUGAACUCUGCAGGACAGAAAACAACCUUUGCCUCAUAUGUGCCCACAGUUAGCUAUGGUUGCAACUUACAAGAUGAUCAUUCAUGUGGCGAAAAAGAUGUAGCUGCCAUUAUUUUUACAACUGUGGGUGGUUUCGUAGGUCUUUUUCUUUGUUACUAUGGCCACAGGUUUUUCAAAACAGAGAUCUUUGUGUUCGGAUUCCUGAUGUUUGGUGUCCUGUUUUACCAAAUAUUUGCACUGAAAACCAAUGUGGAGACUCCAGGCCUGGUGGUGCUGGCAGCCAUCUUUGGGUUGCUAGGGGGAUCCAUAUUGCUAGGGGUCUGGUGGAACUGGGGAUUUCCCAUCAUCAAUGUGCUAUGUAUAGGACUUCUGACAGGAUACAUCUUCUCAAGCAUCUUGUUCUACACCCCAUUCGGAAAUCUCACAUACUGGAAUGGUGCUUUUAACUAUGGAGGAACAUUUGCUUCUGGCUGUCUGCUGGUUCCUGUUCUACUGCUAUGCUUUACAAGGCUGCUGAACAUAGUGAGCUGUGGAUUGAUCGGAGGCUACCUGUUUGUUCUCAUGUUUGACCAGUAUAUGAGCAGUGGCAUGGCAAACAUUGUGCUGAAUUCAAUACGUCAUGGGACUGACACUGACUACAGAAAUGUCCUUGUGACAGGACCCUUCACAGAAGCAGAGAAGGGCCUGACUGCAGCAUGGGUGCUGGUGUGUGUAACUGGCGUUGCUUUCCAGCUGUAUACGCAGAGAAAAAGAGCCCCCUUUCCACCCUGCCCCCGUAAACAAAGGGCCAGCAGAGGUGACCUUCGAGCCCUGCUGCGUGGGAGAGGAGAGCAUCCUAGCAGGAGAGGGAAUUCUGAAAAUGAGCGCCUUAUCAGAGGUGAAAACAGAGUGCAAUAUGGGACAAACAACGGCAGUAGUUCUGCUGCUGACUCAGAACAGGAAGUGAAUACACAAGGAGCGAUUUGAGGCUUGAUUCAUCAAUCAUUAAUGAUUCAAUUAUUAUCAUAUUAAUGGCCAUAUUACAUGUAUAUUUAUUUUUCAUAUUUUUUUUGCAAAAUAUUCAGAAAUUAUUUGAUAUACCCUGUACUCAGAAUCUCUCCUUUUCAAUAUUUAUAAAUAUCAAACAAUUCAACAAUGGGCCAUGUGUCAUGUUUUUCCAAAAUACAAUUUGAUAUAAUAAAAUAACCAUUCUAAACUUAAAAUCAUUUGGCAUGGCUGUGGUACUAUAUGAAACAUGUAUUUACUCUUUGUUGCUAUUUAUAUUAUUAAAUUUUAUAUAAAAUGUUGUUAUACAUGUAUCAUUACAUGCUCAUUACUUUACCUAUGAUAAAAUCAUAGAAAA
Messenger RNA from Mya arenaria, 2209 nucleotides. Its product is annotated as transmembrane 7 superfamily member 3-like. The record is from RefSeq and is a predicted model, not a curated record. The coding region runs from base 73 to 1833 and encodes 586 amino acids. NCBI's taxonomy places the organism in Eukaryota, Metazoa, Mollusca, Bivalvia, Myida, Myidae. The transcript has 11 exons.